Molecule: messenger RNA, 6892 nt
Organism: Onychostruthus taczanowskii (white-rumped snowfinch)
Lineage: Eukaryota; Metazoa; Chordata; Aves; Passeriformes; Passeridae
Gene: PLK4
Product: polo like kinase 4
Exons: 19
Coding region: 2885-5857 (990 amino acids)
Biological process (GO): protein phosphorylation
Molecular function (GO): ATP binding; protein binding; protein kinase activity
Source: RefSeq, a predicted model, not a curated record
CUUCAAAACUCUAUUGUUACCAGAGUGGGAAUGGGCUAGUCUUAACUAUCAAAAGUGGUUUCUUUACCUAGCAUAAGAAAAUAAGUUGCAGUGUAAUGCUUCAGUAACUUGAACUCUGUCCCAGAAAAAAAUUCAUAUGUUAACCAGGCUCUCCUACAGCAGUUCUCCCGUAGGAUGUAUUGCUGUUGUAAACAAGUGAAGAACCACAAUCUUGUUUCUGGCUUUGGCAUCCAUUUUAUCUGCAGCUGUGCCCUUCAUCUUCUACCACUGUUCAUGCUACGAAAAGUAACUCAUGACCUCUGGGAGAAGUGAAUUCAACUCUCCCAUACCUUCACAGAAAAAGGAAGCAACAUUCAUGAUUGUAGAUAAAUCUAUCUGCCAGUCUAGUUCAAGUGCUGGAAUUCUAUCUUCAUGAUUGCCAUCAGGUGACUGAGAUGCAUGUACUUUGUUCUUGUUCCUCUUACAUGCAGUCAGUGUGGAUGGUCUGACACUGUAAGUUCACAUGUUUAAUAACCUUGAACAAAAACUGAGUGACUUUGAGGAGAGCUGUUCAGCAGCUCCUCUGCAACCUCAGUCUCUAGUUCUGCCACGGUAGUCACACCUCUGGUGCUGAGGGGGACUGUACUGCAGCAUCAGCUGUCCUUUCAGUCAGGCUGGGCUAGCUUGGGUCUUGUAGGCUUCAACACCAUUUAUAUCCUAAUGGCUUUUACCACAGCAGUGUAAUGAGCAGCAUUCUCAAGUACUGGCUUUCUGAAAUCCAGCUACACAAUAAUUUCUCUAGGUAGACUUCUUGGUACCUGUGGCAGAAGAGCACAAAACUGCAGAAAUCUCCAGUGUCAGCUCUCCAGUAGCUAAAGGGUCAUGUGCAAGAACAGUGUCCUCUGCUUAUGGACAUCAGAUGUUUAUACUACAUCACAAAUGUUUGACACAGUGCUUAGGAUAAAGGCUAGAAUAAUUCUGCACGCUUAAAAGCAGAUAUGGUUCCGACAAACAGCUCUAGUCAAGUUUUCUUACUGGAGUAGGGAGUUUUCUGCUGUGCAUCUGGUCUGUCUCUAGAUCCCUGCUGAAGAGGAAUGCUGCCCACAGAAACUAACUCUGAGGUCCAUGUUAGGCAUGCCAUUUGGGAUGGCAGAGUUAAUCUUUCCACAGAGGUUCACAUUAAUACAUGAUUUGCUCAUAUGUAAUCUGUUUCCUGUUACAAAGAGGAGAUUUUACCAGGACAGAUUUAAGUACUUAGACACUAUGCUCAGCUUGAGGUUUUGUGUGUCAGACUCAGUGAGCAAGUUCCCAAUGCCUAUCCUGACAGCACCAGAGUGAGUGUCUUUGCAACAUAAAGUUUUGGUAGGGAACCAGCAGCAGUCUGCUGCUCUUGUAUAUUACAACAGCAGGUUGAUAAUGUCUUACUUGAAACUUUCUGCUUAGGGCAAGUUACAUUUCUGAUAUUUGAAAAUAUACCCUCUGUCCCACAAAAAGAAAAAAAGGAAGCAAUACUAUAUUUGUAAAGGCAGUAGAGAUCGUUUAAAAAAAGUUCUGUAAAUCAGAUUCUGAAGCUUGAUGUAAAGAUCUAGUUAGAAACCAGCAAGAUCUUCCUUGUUCCCUUUAAAGAAGACUCAUUCUCUUCUGUCUGGAGCAUUAAUGGACUUGUUCAAGAAAGGACUUCAAAAUUAAUUUGUUUUAAUUUUCUUUACUAAACUGAGUUUAGUUUAGAACUGAUUCAUAAGUUCCUUUCCACUUUUUUUAAUUACAGUACUUUAGACUCCGAGAAGUUUCAUUGAACUUCAAAUGUAACAUAAGCAGAUUUGUAACACUCAUGUUAGGAUUUUAUGCUCUUCUUUCUUGAAGCUGCUGCUUCAUUACAAAAUACCCUUUGAUUUUGAAUGGAAGAUUUGAUUUUGAAUGUCUCAGUUUGAACGAAGACUCCUCUCCCUUGCUGGCUUCUGGCAGUGUCCUUGCACUGUUUAAGUGCUGCCUUUGGGGCAUGCUUGCAGAGCAGCGAGCAGCUGAUCCUGAAUGCUCAGAGGCAGUUGGGAAACACCCAACCUGUAUUCCACAACCUGUAUUCCCUGCCAAGGCCCCAGGGCAGAGCGAGGGGGAAGGUGCCCUGUCUCUGGCACGGCAGCACAGGAGGGGCCGUGCAGUAUCUGCAAUGUAGCUCCAGCGUUCUGGACACCUUGUGGUGUGAGGGAUGGAGGUUUUGCUUCUUCCACCUACAAGUGGAAGCUGUUAAGGUCCUAGUGGUCAAACAGAAGCCAGGACUGAGUGAUCAUUACUGCUCACAAUUCAUCGUCUACCAAGGCACAGCAGCGAUGUUUCCAAGAUUCGACUUCUGUUGUCUAGACUGGCACUACCAGAUACAUCUGAGAAAGCUGCCCUGUGUCUGUGAAAAGCAGCAAUAAGAAAGAAAUAUACUAUGGGAAACAAGUGAAACUACCAGCGCCAUGAACCUUGCGGCCAAGAUGCAAGCAAAGCUGCAGAGCAACCAAUGAUGAUGCAUUACAAUUUGUAAAAUCUCUGCUCGCAGGAGAUGCUGACCCCUGCAGUCAUAAAUGCAACCCAGCAACAGAAGAGUGGUUCAAGUUCCUUUUCAACGAGAGAGGAAAGCAUCAUUUCACUGGCGGAGAUGCACCUUCAUCAUUCUUCAGCUCCUGGUUUCCCUGUAAGGAUUCUCAGUGAUUGACACAAACGCUUAUCCACAAUCCAUUUAACACCCAUUAAGGAAUGCAUGAAGGAGAAAGCGCAGCUUGAUCACAAGGCACCCCUGUAUUUUAUUUCAACAAUAAAAUCUGGCAAGUCGUGGGGAAACUGUUUGAGUUUACAGCCACAAGCUGGCAAACACUGGAGAAGCUGAAGCGCUAAGUCACUCCGUCUCCUCCUUGCAUCCUGGAUGCCUGCCCUAGCGAAAAUGACUUCGGCAGCAUUCCCCCGCUACAGAAGGAGCCAGCAAGAUGCGUGUGAGGAUUUCAAGGUGGGGAACCUCCUGGGGAAGGGCUCCUUCGCGGGGGUCUACAGAGCAGUAUCACUGAAAACCGGCCUGGAAGUGGCCAUCAAAAUGAUAGACAAAAAAGCCAUGCACAAAGUUGGAAUGGUACAGAGAGUUCAGAAUGAGGUGAAAAUACAUUGUCAGCUAAAGCAUCCGUCUAUACUCGAGCUUUAUAACUAUUUUGAAGAUAGCAACUACGUGUACUUGAUACUAGAGAUAUGUCACAAUGGCGAAAUGAGCAGAUAUAUAAAGAACAGAAAGAAACCCUUUUCAGAAGAUGAAGCGCGACACUUCCUGCACCAGAUUAUCACGGGUAUGCUGUACCUCCAUUCCCACGGAAUACUGCACCGGGACCUCACCCUCUCCAACAUCUUACUCACCAGCAACAUGAACGUCAAGAUUGCUGAUUUUGGAUUGGCGACUCAGCUGAAGAUGCCUCAUGAGAAGCAUUACACCAUGUGUGGAACUCCCAAUUACAUUUCUCCGGAGAUAGCCACGAGGAGCCCGCACGGGCUGGAGUCCGACGUGUGGUCUCUGGGCUGUAUGUUUUACACUCUGCUCAUUGGCAAGCCGCCUUUCGACACGGACACGGUCAGGAACACGCUGAACAAAGUGGUGCUGGCAGAUUAUGAAAUGCCGGCCUUCUUGUCGAGAGAGGCACAGGACCUCAUUCACAGGUUACUGCGCAAAAACCCCGCGGAUCGCUUGAGCCUUUCCUCGGUCUUGGAUCAUCCCUUUAUGUCCAGGGGGAGCUCUGCACGGAGCAGAGAUCUGGGAACCUCAGAAGAUUCCAUGGACAGUGGAAAUGCCACCAUCUCUACCACCUUCAUGGGCUCUUCCAGCAUCAGUACCAGUGGUAGCUUGAAGGAAAAGAAGAAGCUGUUAGUUGGACAGCCCCUCCCAAACAAAAUUACUUUUUUUCCUACAAACAAGAAUUGCAGUAAUAAUUCAUCGGGAGACGAAAGUGGUUCUUUCCGACAGUGGGGAAUUCAGGGAAAGGAAAUUGGAGUAAGUGGCAGGGGAAGAACCACGCAGCCUGCUGAGGAGAGGCCACAUUCCCGCUACCUCCGAAGAGCCCACUCCUCAGACAGGUCUGGCACAUCCCACAGCCAGACUCAAGGCAUAUCCAACGUCAUGGAUCGAUGUCACUCCUUGGAAGUGCUUUCCAAGCCUAAAAUAGGAACGAGGGAAAACACAGAAUACUUUUCACCUGCUAACAGCUAUACUGAUAUAGGAGAAAUAUUUAAGGCGAAGACCUGUAGUACUUCUGGUUCUUUUGAAGAGCAGAUAUCUCCACCUGAAAAAGAUCAACCACACUCAAAUUAUCUGUGCCCAGUGAAGCCCCAGGUUGGUUUGUUAGAGCAGAAGUCCCAGGCUGAGACAAUGCAGCAGUGGCUUGGAAGCAUGCAAACAAAUGAUCCUCUGGGACCACCUGCAGACCUGACUGGCAAGAGUAACGCACAUGGAGGUUUUCGGUACCAUCUGGAUGCGCAGCAGGAUGCACCGAGGAAUGCAUGGAACACCUUAAAAGACAUAAGGCAUCACGGUGCAUCUGGUGACUGUCCACAUUCUUUAAACCAGAGAAACCCAAAGCAAUGCAUCCCUGGAGUUGUCUGCAAAAAUGAGACAAUUCAGCCUGGCCUCUGGCUGAACUCCAGAAUGACAUGUGGCCUUUGGUCAACUCCAGAGCAAAACCAAACUUGUGGCCAAGAACCAUCAGCACAUCAGAAACCUACACUGCGAAGUGUUGUGUCACCUCUCACUGCUCACAGGCUGAAACCCAUCAGGCAAAAAACCAAAAAUGCAGUGGUGAGCAUUCUAGAUACUGGGGAAGUGUGUAUGGAGUUUCUGAAAGAACACCGCUCGCAGGAACUUGUGAAAGAAGUUCUCAGAAUAUCUUGUGAUGGAAAUGUGAUUGCAGUUUAUCAUCCAAAUGAAGGAAGAGGUUUCCUUCUUGAUGACAGACCUCCUCCUCCUCCUGAAAGCAUCUGCACAUAUAAUUUUGACAACUUGCCAGAAAAGUACUGGAAAAAAUACCAGUAUGCAGCUAAGUUUGUGCAGUUGGUGAGAACAAAAACCCCUAAAGUGACGUUUUAUACACGAUAUGCCAAGUGCAUGUUGAUGGAAAAUUCACCCCCUGCAGAUGUUGAAAUUUGUUUUUAUGAUGGAACAAAGAUCCAUAAGACAGCUGGUAUAACUCGUGUGAUUGAAAAGUCAGGGAAAUCCUUCACUGUGAAAGGAGAAAGCGAAGCAGGGUUGAAGAAGGAAAUCCAGGCUUAUAUGGAUCAUGCAAAUGAGGGACAUCGUAUAUGCCUUGCACUGGAAUGUGCGGUCUUGGAAGAAGAGAAAAGGACUGGAAGUGCUCCAUUUUUUCCAAUAAUUGUUGGAAGAAAACCUGGUAAUACUGAAUCACCACAGGCUGUAGCACCUCCACUGUUGGACAAGACAAACUAUUCAAAAGAAGCUGUGGCAUUGGAUAGAAAUCAAGCUGCCAGUUCUGCUCCAGUUCAGACUCCAAACUGUGCUCCUGUGGUGCCCUUUGAAAAGCCUACGUUUCUGACUAACACUGUUGAAAAGACCUGCUCCUCUGUUCAUCAAACGGAAUGCAGUCCAAAUUCAGCCCAACUCGUCAAAUCUGUUUUUGUGAAAAAUGUUGGUUGGGCUUCUCAGCUGACCAGUGGAGCAGUAUGGGUUCAGUUCAAUGAUGGAUCCCAGCUGGUAGCCCAAGCAGGUGUCUCCUCCAUCACUUACACUUCUCCAGAUGGCCAGACAACCAGGUAUGGAGAAGAUGACAAGUUGCCAGAAUACAUCAAAGAGAAGCUGCACUGUCUGUCUUCUAUUCUUGUCAUGUUUACCAAUCCAGCUGGUCCUCACUGACUAAAGGAAACCGGGUGUCAUAGCACAAGAGCUUAAUAAACUCACUCACUGACUUCACAGUAAAGUGACUGAUCUUACUUAGCUCAUGCAGAGAUUCUUCCAAAAUCUGGUAAUAAGCGAGGAAGGGGAGGGUUACUCUCUUUAUAUGUAGCAAAUUGUGUGUGAAGUCUCAUACAAAACAUACUUUUCAUUAAAGUGAUGGAUAAACUCAUUCAAGCCAAACUUUGAGAAACUUAAUUCUUGACUGUGUUAAGUCUUUGGAAAUAAUCUGAAUCUGUUGUAUUUUUUUUCUUACUCCACUGCUUACUCAGUGUCAACAAUCAAGGAAAAUGCAUCUAUGCUGUUCAAGUAUUUGUAUUUGUAAAUAACUUAUAUUUUUAUGUCUUACAAGUAAUAUAUGUAAAUAUGUAUAUGUUUUAUAAGUCUGUUUUUAUUUUUUUGUAGCAGCAGCUUAAAACUUCCCUGCACAAGCAUGUUAUACAAAAAAAAAUAAAUGCAGUGGUAAUUGUCUGGACCUAUUUAUUUGUUUCAUGGUCAAGUAAUGGUUAAAGGAGAAGAGUUAAUAACUUUAGGUGGUUUUACCUUGUUUUACACAUUGAGUAAUACUUACAGCAACUGAAGUAGCAUUAACAGUAGCUUUUCUUCGAAGCAUUUCGUUUAAAGUGUGCUAACACUCCUGAUGGUGCUCGUAUCUGUACUUAAAUAGUCUAAGACUUCCUUAGCAGGCAGGAACAGAUCUUAAGUGGAGUGGGAUCCAAAAUUAUCUUGGAGGUGGGAGGAUGAAGAGUUUCAGAGGAGCUGGUGCUGGCUGUGCCCAAGCACAGCUCAGCUGAACUGAUUCAAGCCAGUUCUCCUUGUUCAGCUGCUGUUUAAAAGACAGACCUUUGGUUGCUUUGUCAUGUCCAAAUCAAGGAAAUAGCUUGCAAAUAAAGAAUUUAGCACUAGCAACAUCAACAACAAUAUACAAGCAGCACUUACCAUGAAUUAACUUAAAAAAGUGAAGUCCUUUUUCACAACAUUUUGUGAUUCUGUAGC